UGUUGCCGGCCAAGUGUGUUUACUAUCCAUGCUGCUCCCGCGGUUUCUGCUCGUCAAAUUUGUGUUGAAACCAAAGUUCUCUCUUCUCUCAAAUAUCCGCUAUUUUAAGCUCAAAAGCAGCCCACGUUUGCUUAAAUCUAAUCAUUUUCAAAAUCUAACAGUUCAAUUAUCGGCAAUGGGUCGUCCCGCCGGUAAGGCAAAGCCCAAAAAGGACUCCGAAGGCGAAGGUAGCAGGAAGAGGAAGGCGGAGGACGAAGAAGGCCCGAACAAGAAAGGCAAAUCCACGGAGGAAAAGGACGAAAAGGCGUUGAAAAAUCCGACCAACAGCAACCACAACGACACCGACUACAAAGAUUCAAAGACAACUGACGAUGGCAAGACGUUCAACUUGAAAAUUUCGUCUUGGAACGUAGGAGGAUUGCGUUCGGUUAUUAAGAAAGGCUUCAAUGAAUAUGUUGAGAAUGAGGAUCCUGAUAUCUUGUGCCUACAAGAGGUCAAGUGCACAAAGGACAAACUUCCCAGUGAGGCCAAAAUCAAAGGAUAUCACGACUUCUGGGCAGACGGCUCUGGAGACAAGCUGGGCUACGCUGGAGUGGGUCUUUACUCAAAAGUGAAACCGAUCUCGGUCAAGUACGGGCUGGGCCCGUCCCACGACAAAGAGGGCCGCCUGAUCACUGCCGAGUUUGACAAAUUCUAUCUUCUGUGCUGCUACACUCCAAACGCCGGUCGCAAGCUGGUCACUCUGGACAAGAAACUCAAGUGGAAUGAGGACUUCCUCAAGUACAUGAAGGAGCUGGACGCCAAAAAGCCCGUCAUCCUGGCCGGGGACCUGAACGUCAGCCACCAGGAGAUAGAUUUGGCCCGGCCCAAGAGCAACACUAAGAGCGCCGGAUUCACCAAGGAGGAGCGAGACGACUUCACCAAGCUGCUGGACGAGGGUUUCAUCGACACCUUCCGCCACCUCAACCCUGGAAAGAAGGACGCCUACACCUACUGGACCUACAUGGCCAACGCCCGAGCUAACAACGUUGGCUGGAGACUUGAUUACUUUGUCAUUUCCGAGAAGCUGCUGCCCAACAUGUGCGACUCGCUGAUCAGAAACCACGUCUUCGGAAGCGACCACUGCCCUUUGAUCCUCAACAUGCAUUUUUAAAGAAAUGUUUCCUCCAAGAAAUAUUCUCAGGCAUUUAUAUGAUUCCAUUUCUUUUAGUAAAUUUGAAUACUUUAGAUGAAAGUGUGGAAUCUUGCUUAGUCUCAUUUCACUUGAAUCAAAUUAUGUUUUAUAUUUUUAGAGCAAUAUUACUUGUUAUAAAUUUUCAGCAGCUUAUCUUCAAAAGUUAAAUCGGCCAAUUGUAGUUUGGAAGACUUAAAUAAAAUUGGUAUUUCGUGAUAAAAGUAAG
Molecule: messenger RNA, 1400 nt
Organism: Neocloeon triangulifer
Lineage: Eukaryota; Metazoa; Arthropoda; Insecta; Ephemeroptera; Baetidae
Product: DNA-(apurinic or apyrimidinic site) endonuclease-like
Exons: 3
Coding region: 29-1153 (374 amino acids)
Biological process (GO): base-excision repair
Cellular component (GO): nucleus
Molecular function (GO): endonuclease activity; DNA binding; double-stranded DNA 3'-5' DNA exonuclease activity
Source: RefSeq, a predicted model, not a curated record